AUGACUUUGAGUUCAAUAGCAGAGCACUGCUUCAAUGUGACAAGAGGCUAUCUUUCCCUGCCAGAUGAAACGGCUUUCAUAUCGGAAACAAAGGAAGCUAUUAACCUGACGAGGCACCAGCUAAUGGAGAUCGUCUUUAAGCACUGGGAUCCUUUUAGUAAGCAAAUUUCGUUCUCGUUCAACGGUGGGAAGGAUUGCCAAGUCCUUUUGAUAAUAUAUCUAUCUUGUCUGUGGGAAUUUUUCAUGCAAAGCAUUACAAACUCAGAGUUUCCUGCUCAAUAUCACAGAUUUCCGUUCGAAACUCUCCCCACGGUGUACAUAAACCGUGAAGAAACGUUUGAAACUCUCGAAAGUUUGAUAGAAUCAACGAGAAUCAGAUAUUGCUUGUCCAUUUACGAGUCUCCUCGAAAUCAAUCCACCAUGCAAGCUGCCUUCAGCGACUACUUAGCUAAACACAGCGAAACAACAGCGAUUGUCAUUGGCAUACGGCACACAGACCCAUUUGGGGAAGACCUGGAGUGCGUACAGGAAACCGACUCCGAUUGGCCAAAAUUCAUGAGGAUACAGCCGCUUUUGCACUGGAAGCUAGCAAAUGUGUGGAGCUUUCUCAUCUACUCGGGAGAGGAGAUAUGCGGACUAUACGGAUUGGGAUUCACGUCUAUCGGUAGCGUAAACUCGACCAUCCCCAAUCCUUAUCUAAAGGAAAGCCCUGACCAUUACGGCUCAUUCACCCACAAGGUGAAUCAUUUCAAAACAGAGCAGAAUAUGAGCUACAACGAAAGCCAGCGAGAAGGUAUUAAAGUGUCAUCAGUCUCAGCUAAAGACCUUGAAGUUGUGAGGUCCAAGGAAGAUACUAAAUUUUUCCCUGGGUGGUACCUCAUUGAUGACGCACUGGAGCGGAAGGGAAGGAUCUAA
This is a messenger RNA of Lachancea mirantina, 915 nucleotides long. Lineage: Eukaryota; Fungi; Ascomycota; Saccharomycetes; Saccharomycetales; Saccharomycetaceae. The record is from the annotation of a GenBank genome assembly.